AUUGUUGUAUAAAAAAGGGAAAAGUAAAAGAGAGAGAGAAAGAAACCCUGUUAGACACUCACUUUCUCUUUGUCAAGAAGCCUCUCUGGCCAUGGCUGCCGAUGUUAGCUAUUUGCAUAGAGUUUUAAGCCGGUACAAGGCGGACCGAAUGGCGGGGAAUGAAUCCGGUGGAGCAAAACCAACAGCUUUGAUCGCUAGGGACUUUCUUGGAGUCGGAGGCCGUCGUGGUGGCUCGGCCUUGAUCAAUAUGAAAAAUGAUCAAUUAGAAGAACUUAACCUUGAUGUUCAAGUCCCUAAUGGGUGGGAAAAGCGCCUAGACUUGAAGUCUGGUAAGGUGUACUUGCAAAGCUGCAAUUUAUCAAAUUAUUCACAAUCAUCUGAUGAAACCAAACACCAAAUCAAUCAAACAGUGUCGAAGCUUCAAGAUUUGAACUUCCCACCGUCGUCCUCUAAACCUUUUAUAAAUCUUUUCGACGAGACUAACCUAGAGCUGAAAUUAGUCUCAUCGUCCUCCACCACUUAUCAGAGCGUGUGUACACUCGACAAAGUAAAAUCCGCGCUCGAUAGGGUAGAGAAACAUCCGAUCAAAAGGCGAUCACCAUCUUCCUCCUCCUCCUCAUUGUGGAAGUCAUCCUUGCUGUCGCCUUCGUAUUCUUUGUCUUCGAUCAAAGGUUCACGAGAUGCCGGUGGGGAUCAAGAGAGGUUAUUUGCCUCGCCGGUUGCGGCCGGUUGCCCCGGAUGCUUGUCGUAUGUUAUGAUAAUGAAACAUAACCCUAGAUGUCCCAGGUGCAAUACCGUUGUUCAAUUGCCAGCUUCUAAGAAGCCUCGCAUUGAUCUCAAUAUAUCAAUUUGAGGGGGGCGGAAAUUCAACUUAUUCUAGCUUGAUAUUCAAUGCAUUUACUAUAAUUUUGUAAAAAAGAUAGAUGUAUUAGAAGUGAAUUCUUAGCAGAAACUGAGCAUAUGUUUAUUGGAAAGGGAUGACAAAGAUCAAAAAAGAAAGAUAUGAAUU
Messenger RNA from Hibiscus syriacus, 1009 nucleotides. RefSeq lists its product as uncharacterized. Bases 92 to 853 code for a protein of 253 amino acids. Lineage: Eukaryota; Viridiplantae; Streptophyta; Magnoliopsida; Malvales; Malvaceae. The transcript has 2 exons. The record is from RefSeq and is a predicted model, not a curated record.